AUGAACCUGAGCUUCUCCAGCUUCCGACUCAUAGUCGUGCGAGACAGCCGUGAGGUUAACCAUGCAUCUUUUGCUGUCCGUAACCCCAAGACUCCUGCCUAA
Messenger RNA from Geosmithia morbida, 102 nucleotides. RefSeq lists its product as uncharacterized. Bases 1 to 102 code for a protein of 33 amino acids. NCBI's taxonomy places the organism in Eukaryota, Fungi, Ascomycota, Sordariomycetes, Hypocreales, Bionectriaceae. The record is from RefSeq and is a predicted model, not a curated record. The transcript is spliced from 2 exons.